AUGGAAACUGACCACAACGAGUAAGUAACAAUUAUUAUUGCUGUUUUUUGUAUUUUAGUAAUAUUACUGUUAUAUUAGUUAACGAUAUUUGUAUAGGUUCGAACUAAAACGUUAAGACAAGUUAGUUUAAUCCCUUUGGGUUGAGGCUUCUUUUAAGAAAUAAAAAUCUGAUACUGCGGAUGGGUGUGCCACUGUUAUAGGGGUAAAAUUGAAAAUGUAGGAUAGUUAGAGUAGUUAUUUAAUUUAGUUUACAAUGAUAAAUCAUUUACUAAUUAUUAUAGGAUACAAUUAAAAAUAGCAAAGUGAGCUUUGCAUUUGUUUUAAGCGUCAGGAACUCUAAAUAUGAAAUUUUAUAUUGCUAUUUUUUUUUUUGCAUAUUUGAAGUAUUUUAGAUUUUUAGUGCUAUUUUUUGGUAAUAUAAUAAUUCUUUUUGUAUUUUUCAUAAAUUGUAGACAAAAUCUUUCAUUUAUGUGAAUCCAUAAGAAAAAUAUUUACAUUUUUAUUUCAUGUUACAAUUUAUUUUUAAAUAGCCCUACAUAUAUUGACUCAUUAAACAAUUCACAAUUAUGACUUCUUUUAGUUAUACCUAUAUAUUUAAAAAAAAAUAUUACAUUUUCUUUUUAGCCAAUUUUAAUGUUUUUAUGACAUACUAUAGUUUAUUUUUAAAUGUUUAGGAUAUAUUAUUAUAGUGAUUAUUUUAAGACUUGUUAGGUCCCAUUUAUGGCAAAUUUUUUAGGUAAAUUUAUGGCACCACUAUCUGUCAUAUUCACUGAUUGUUGAUCCUAUAAUAUUGUUUAGCAACUAAAUAUUGCAAGCAAUUAGAGCAUUAAAGUGAUGUCGUAUUUAAAUACAGUGACUUAGUAAAUUUAGGGUUCUUUGCAAAAAUACUACUAAUAUGUCAUUGUAUAUUUAAUAAAUGUGUAUUCAAUUUAAAACUGAUUAGAAAACAAUUGAAAUUAUACAUUGAGAAGUAUAAAUUACCUAUGCCAGUAUGUCUUAUAUGUGAAUACCUAAAUUAUUAUUUUUAAAAUAGCAAAUUGUAAAAUGUUCAUAAUAUUAUGUAAUUUUUUAAUUUGUUAUUUUAUAGAUUGGUGAUCCAGAAAAAUCCUAACAAAAAUCAGGAAUUGAGUAGUAAACAGAACAUAUAUCAUGCCUAUGAUAAUGAAAAUCAACAAAAUGAUGUUCAGGAAGUUGAUAUUGAAACUGAUUGUACAGCAUAUUUAAAAAUUGAACACGCCUGUGAGGAGGAUAAUGGGACACAAACAAAUGAGUGUGUAAAUGCUGAAGAAGUAACUGACCCGAUUGCUCGUCCAUUUAAAUGUGAAGUGUGUCAAAAAAGAUUUAAUCGUAAGUCUAAUUUGAAAAUACACAUGAAAAUACACAUAGGAGAUAAACCGUUCAAAUGUCAAUUCUGUGAAAAACCUUUUAUGCGUUCUGCUGACCUUAUUGUGCAUGAACGUUUACAUACCGGCAAUAAACCUUUUAAAUGUGAAACUUGUGAAAAAGAAUUUGCAUUGAGUUCCAAUUUNAAUUCAUACCGGUGAAAAACCAUAUGAAUGUGAAUUUUGUCAAAAAAAAUUUACUCAUUUAGCUCAUGUAGUAGCACAUAAGCGCCUACAUACUGGUGAAAAACCGUACAAAUGUGAAACAUGUGAAAGAGAAUUUACUAGACAGUCAGACUUGAUUGUCCAUAGACGAAUGCAUACCGGGGAACGUCCAUAUGCCUGUGACAUUUGUGAAAAACGAUUUAGCCAAUCAUCUAAUUUGGCUGAACACAAGAAACUCCAUGCUGGUGACAAACGAUACAAAUGCACAGAAUGUGGCAAACUGUUUGCAAGUUCAACAAGAUUAGUCGAGCAUGGCCGAACACAUACGGGUGAAAAACCUUAUAGCUGUACAUUUUGUGGUAAACUGUUCAGUCAAACAUGUAAUUUGAGGAGACAUGAAAAAUUUGUACAUGAACAAAAAGAUCAAAAUACAAAUCUUAUUGGCCAUACUAUAUUGGAUAGUAGUUAA
Cinara cedri is the source of this 2016-nucleotide messenger RNA. The record is from the annotation of a GenBank genome assembly. NCBI's taxonomy places the organism in Eukaryota, Metazoa, Arthropoda, Insecta, Hemiptera, Aphididae.